This is a messenger RNA of Oncorhynchus tshawytscha (Chinook salmon), 2360 nucleotides long. It is a transcript of the gene rgs7a, whose product is annotated as regulator of G protein signaling 7a. Gene Ontology annotation, biological process: intracellular signal transduction; regulation of G protein-coupled receptor signaling pathway; G protein-coupled receptor signaling pathway. NCBI's taxonomy places the organism in Eukaryota, Metazoa, Chordata, Actinopteri, Salmoniformes, Salmonidae. The transcript is spliced from 18 exons. Bases 282 to 1661 code for a protein of 459 amino acids. The record is from RefSeq and is a predicted model, not a curated record.
UUCUUGCACAUGAUUGGUCAUGGAUCGAUGCUCGUUCACGUUAUUCUGCGCGUCCAUUCUUCAGCGUCAUUGUGGAGAGGAGGGAAGCGGUAAAAGUAACAACCAAGUCUGCAUCGUAUGCCUGCCUUUUCCCAUUGCCAAUGAAUUGUCCUCGCAUUCCUAUGUCUUCCAGUUGACAUACUGCACGCACGGCACACCAGUUCUGCAAAGAAACAGGAUAUUCGCAGGCUGUGUGAUUUUCAGCACCUGAUCAUUGCUGACUCUGUUCACCCUUCUGGAUCAUGGCACAGACCAACAGCGUGGGGCAGGGGAGCAAUGGAGUAGCCGAUGAAUCGCCGAACAUGAUUGUAUACAGAAAGAUGGAGGACGUAAUAGCACGCAUGCAGGAUGAGAAGAAUGGAAUUCCUAUCCGCACUGUGAAAAGUUUUUUGUCCAAGAUUCCAAGUGUUUUUUCAGGUUCUGACAUUGUACAGUGGAUGAUCAAAAACCUGAACAUUGAUGAUCAAGUGGAGGCCCUUCACAUAGGGACCCUGAUGGCUGCCCAUGGCUACUUCUUCCCUAUCUCAGACCAUGUACUCACACUCAAAGACGACGGCACUUUUUACAGGUUUCAGACCCCCUACUUCUGGCCAUCAAACUGCUGGGAGCCAGAAAAUACAGACUAUGCUGUUUACCUGUGCAAAAGAACAAUGCAAAACAAAGCUCGUCUGGAGCUAGCAGAUUAUGAGGCGGAGAGCUUAGCGAGGCUACAGAGAGCAUUUGCCAGAAAAUGGGAGUUCAUAUUUAUGCAAGCAGAAGCACAAGCAAAAGUUGACAAGAAAAGGGAUAAGAUUGAGAGGAAAAUUCUCGAUAGUCAAGAAAGAGCAUUUUGGGAUGUGCACAGACCUGUGCCCGGAUGUGUAAACACAACAGAAGUUGACAUAAAGAAGUCCUCCAGAAUGAAAAACCCCCACAAGACAAGAAAGUCUGUAUAUGGGCCUCAGAAUGAUGUGCGCACCCACAGCCCCACCCACACCCCUGCCCCAGAGGCCAAGCCGGCCACAGAGGAGGAGCUACAGGAUCAGAUCACUUAUUGGGGAGGGCAAUUAGACAGACAUCGACUGAAAAUGUCCAAAGUGGCCGAGAGUUUGUUGGCCUAUACAGAGCAAUAUGUGGAAUAUGACCCCUUCAUCACGCCAACCGACCCCUCCAACCCCUGGAUCUCAGACGACACCACUGUGUGGGAGCUGGAGGCCAGUAAGGAGCCAGGUCAGCAGAGGGUGAAGAGGUGGGCAUUCGGAAUCAAUGAGGUUCUCAAGGAUCAGGUGGGGAGGGAGCAGUUCCUCAAGUUCCUGGAGUCUGAGUUUAGCUCAGAGAACCUGAGGUUCUGGCUAGCCGUCCAGGAGGUGAAGAAGAGGCCAAUCCGGGAGGUCCCGACCCGGGUUCAGGAGAUCUGGCAGGAGUUCCUGGCCUCUGGAGCUCCCAGUGCCAUCAAUGUUGAUUCUAAGAGCUACGACAAGACCACCCAGAAUGUCAAGGACCCUGGACGCUAUGCCUUUGAAGACGCACAGGAUCACAUCUUCAAGCUGAUGAAGAGUGACUCCUAUAGCCGCUUCAUCCGUUCCAGUGCCUAUCAGGAGCUGUUACAGGCCAAGAAGAAGAAAAGUAAGAACUUGUUUUGAAAGAUUUUGCUUCCAGGGGAAACCCCUUACAUCAAAAGAGGCUGACCAGUCUUGUGCCAUCAUGCUAAAACAUAGCCACUCUCGGAUAUAGAGGAGGACCAUAUCAUUUCUACGUCAUCGCCGUUUGCUUUCCACUCAGACGAUGAGCGGACAGUACAUCAGAUGUUGCAUGUCCAAGGAGAAGACUUGUUAUUCCUUUUAACUGAUCUAUGUUACUAUUGGAAAGGAGAGGCAUUUGGAGACUUUUACAAAUAUUGGGGCUGGAUAAUGCCUUUCCAGAAAGUCAGUGUCCAGUUACUUACACCAUAUCUGAUGGACACGUAUGUCCCUCUCCAGCUGAGCUAAUAAUGUCAGAAAUAAAAUUAAAAAAUGAAGGAAACGUGAGCUUAACAGUAAAAUCUAUUCAAAAUAUCAUCACUAUACAGUACUCGAUCUGUAAUCACAGAUACUUUGGUCACGCUAAGGGAAGUGUUGUGCGGUAUGCAUAAAUGUAAAUUGUUAUGUUCAUUUUGCAUUGAUUUUAUUGCACUACAAUAAUUAGCACAGUUUUCAUUACACUUGUAAAGUCACAUUUGAGCUGUAAGAAAAGGUGUUUUCUGUCUCAUGUAAAACGUCAUUCUUUGUUACUCUCUCCUGCAUUUAUUUUUAUACCAUAUUUAAAGACACUUAAAAAUGUAUUAAAGUUGUCCCUUUAUCUGU